GUCUGGUGGCAUUGAUCACGUUGUUCGCCGCGCUCGUACUGUCCUGCAAAGUUGGGCACUUUCCACAGCAGCUUUGCUGCUGCACGAUGCGCUACAAACCGGUGUGUGGCAAUAAUAAUCGAACGUACCACAACUAUUGUGUGCUGCGUUGUGUGCGAUUGAAGCACAACAAAACGAUACAGAUGGAGCAUCGGUGGGAGUGUGGAACAUUACCGAGCGAAUGGGAGGAACUCGAGGCGGCCGCCGAACCGGUGGCUUCAGACGUAAAUAUACCGUUUGCAUCGCUCGGAGCAUUCAACGAUACUGCAGAGCGAUGGGAAAACGACUUCAUCGCGAUUGAUCAUUAGCCGAGGUUUGGAGCGAAGCAAAAAAAAAACACGGUUCAUCCUUACCGGACUUUCCGCCGCCACCGACUGUGGUGAUACACCUGACGAAAGAGCGCGUCUUCUAAUCGGUUCAUUUCUUAGGAUUAUCUUCUGUCCGGCUCCCCGAUGGCUCGUGGCGGAUAUCAACGGGUCUUGCAAAGGCACCAAAAAAAAAAACGCUUGUCGGCAUGCUGCAAAAGAAACAAUUCCAUACCGUUCCCAGCCCAAAAAAACUUCCGCCAAUUUCUGAUCAGAGGUGUCACACGCCAUUGGUAUGCCAUUAAGCAAAACUGAGUAACACCUUCGAAGGACAGCAAAACAUAACACCCGCCAAAGCGAAACCGAUUUGCAUCGUCUCGAUACGCGAUCAUGUCGGGCAGGGAUAAAGUAUGAACUUAACAGCUCUCUGCUGUCGGCCAAGAAGCGAUGACAAUAAGUUGACAAAUUGACCACCGUUGAAAUCUUUUCACUCCCAAGAAAGACUUUAUCGCGCAAGCAUCAGGCAGCUGCGUUUCCUGGCCCAAACUUUUUGCUGGUGUGAGAUACCUUUUUGGUGGAGGAUUUUUUGAAACUUUAAUAAAUGUGACACAAAAUGCGUUCACCGGUCCGGUAUGGUUGGCAUUAUUUGUCGAUUGCUCCACCCUCUGCCUGCUCUGUG
Anopheles stephensi (Asian malaria mosquito) is the source of this 1023-nucleotide messenger RNA. Its product is annotated as extracellular protease inhibitor 10-like. The transcript has 2 exons. NCBI's taxonomy places the organism in Eukaryota, Metazoa, Arthropoda, Insecta, Diptera, Culicidae. The coding region runs from base 87 to 347 and encodes 86 amino acids. Gene Ontology annotation, molecular function: protein binding. The record is from RefSeq and is a predicted model, not a curated record.